Molecule: messenger RNA, 6645 nt
Organism: Patella vulgata (common limpet)
Lineage: Eukaryota; Metazoa; Mollusca; Gastropoda; Patellidae
Product: protein stoned-B
Exons: 3
Coding region: 228-4457 (1409 amino acids)
Biological process (GO): clathrin-dependent endocytosis; synaptic vesicle endocytosis; regulation of endocytosis
Cellular component (GO): AP-2 adaptor complex; synaptic vesicle
Molecular function (GO): clathrin-cargo adaptor activity
Source: RefSeq, a predicted model, not a curated record
AGCUUUAUUCAGUUUCAUCAUAGCCAACAGAACAUUACCCGUUUUCGUGCUUCUUCGUAUUUGCAAGCGAUACACAAUUUACUGUAGUUAGGCCAAUUUGGAUUGUCUUUGCCUGUCUCCACCAAAAGCAGAACAAAAUUUUGUUAUUCUGAUCUGAUCUGAUCUGUUAUGCUAUUUAAGUUAGGAGCAUAAUGGAGAUUCCAGAUUGAGUUUUAGCCCCAAUAGAAAUGUCCACAGGCUCAUGGGAUGAUUCAUCAACUCUUGUUAAAGACCUUCCUUCCCCUACUAAUAAUGAUAAAGAUGACGUUUUUGGAAAGAAAACAGAUACUCCAUCUCAUGUAGCCCAGAUUCCUUCAGAUCCUAAACACAAACCAUUUACAGCAUCACCUGUCAAAUCUAAGAAAUCUAAAGCUGCAAAAGGAUUAGGUUUUCUUCUCAAAGCAAGAGAAGGUGCCAAGAAAAGGUCAAAAUCCCCUUUAAAAUCACCAUCUAAAUCACCAUCUAAAGAAAUAUUAACUUCAGAGUUGACAGAUGAAGAUCUUGCUGCAAAUGAAAAACUCAAAGUCAAAUCUGAACAUUGGCAGGCCUUUAUGCACAUGCAAGAUAGAAUAAAAUCUAAUGUACUGAAAACACAAACUGCCUUACUACAAACUGGACGCAUUUCUCCCUCUGGUCGAGUUUCACCUUGUAAACCUGAUAAAGAAGAUCAUACUUCGUCACCUUGGACACAGUUUGACAAAACAGAGUGUGAUUAUCAAAGUGAUUCCCAACAAUAUUAUGACAACUCUUACCAAGAUGAUGUAACAGGAGAUUUCUUGUGUGAUCAAGUUGUUCCUGAUGCCAAUGAUGACUUUACUUCUUUGAUCCCAUCUUUGCAUGUAACAACUUCAAAACAUUCUUCUAAACAAGGUGAUAGUCGUAGAUCCAGCAUGGAGCAGCAGAAUCUAACUGAUGUUUUAGAAUUUGAGAACAUUGAGAAAACCGAGAGCAAAGAUCCUUUUGGGUUAUCUCUUAAUCAAUCUAAUGGCAAUUCUGAAUCUCAACCAUCUGUUGUAAUCAGUGAGGAUCUAUUAGGACUGGAAGACUUCCUAGGAUCAGGCAGUGUACAAUCUACCCCUCCAGUGCAUGACUCUGGCAAUGAUUGGUUUUCUGGCUAUAAUUCUUCUGUUCAAAGCAGUGCUCAAUCAUCAUUAUGCUCUAGUCCUACUGGUUUUGACCAGGAUUUUUUAAAUGACCCCAAAAGUACUGCUGUUUCUGACUUGGCUAGGAGUCUUGUUGAUGAUUUCAUGCAGUGGGGAGCAGAAACAGCUGAAAAAGAUGUUGGACCAUUACCAAUCUCUACAAAUCCUUUUCAUACCCCUGCAUUACCUCCCAAAGGUGUCCGUGUACCGCCAACAACUCCUGAUAUUUUUGAUCCUUUGAAAUCAUGUACAGACAAUUCAAUGGAUGAACUAUGGGGAUCACCUAGUCUUAACCAGAAUACACUUAAUGUUUUCCAAAAUUUUGGCUCUUUAGAACCUACAAAUAUACAAUUGUCAAAUACCUCUCAAUCUGUGGCCACAAAUGUUGAUAGUAAUGUUGAUAUUUUUAGUACAAGUGCUGCAAGCGACUCAUUUGGAGUAACUAACUCAUUUGGUACAACUGACUCGUUUGAUUGUCCUCCAGUUCAGGCAUCAAAUAAUUCAGCCCUAAACGAUGUUUUUAAUCAAUUUAGUGCAUCACCAGCAAAUUCGCCAAUCAAAAUAGCAAGACAACCAUCAGGAAAGACCAAAAAGCAUGACCCAUUUAGUGCACUUUUCAAGGCAGCGAAAGAUCCAGUCGCAAAAGUAGAUGAUGACGAAGAUGAACCAAUGACACUAGCAGCUUUGAAAGCUAAAGCUGAUCAUUUAAAAGGAAAAAGUGAUACCCAGUCUGAUAUUAUUUCACAUAACAUAUCCAGUAUUGAUAUAGAAUCUGUAUCAAAAUGUACUAACUCAGAUUCAGAUCCAUUUGGUAUGUCUGUUAAUCCUGUGAAUUCAGACUUUUCUAAUCCUUUUGAUAGUGCACCAAGUUCAGACCCAUUUUAUUCUGAUCAAAAUAAACAAUCGACACAAGGAGCUACUAAUAAUAAUCCUGACCCUUUUGAUGCCUGGGGCAGUAUUCCUUCGAAGGCUGCUCAAGUUACCUCCACAGAUCCCUUUAUGUCAGUUUCAACAAACAAAAAAUGUUCUCAAAUGGAGUUAGAGGAUGAUGAUUUUUUCAGUAGUCGAGGUCAAUCUGUAGCACCAUUAAAUGAUGCCUGGGGUGCUAUUGAUUCAGGGAUUUCUCCUAUUGUUACAAACCCAUUUGAGGAUGAUCCAUUUACUGCUGAUCACAUUCCAAUGCAGACUGAAAACGAAAUGUCGAAUGACCUUAGUUCCAAACCCAAAAAUCCUUUCCUGACAGCAAGCUUUGAAAAUAUUGCAGCUGAAAACAAAAACACACAACCAAGUUUAUUUCUUGGAGAAUCAACAUUUGGAUUAACUACAGAUUCUCAAAAUUCCCAGAUGUCUAGUUCUCCUUCAAAAAAGUCAGCAACCAAGAAUGAGACAGAAUCUAGUGAUCCUUUUGAUCCUUUCCAUGAUAAAAAAGAAGAUCAUGGUCAGGAAACCCAGGCGAUGGAUUUUCUUGGAACUCCCGAAAAACGAAUGUCAACAUCAGAUUAUGAUAAUCUUGAUGAGGAUGAGAAGGAAACAUUUAAACUGGAGAUAAAAACUUCAGCAAGGCCACUUUUAGAGUCUGGCCCAACUCCUAUGCUACCUCCUCCACCAAAACCCCCAAAGUCUCCCCAACUUCCUUUUAGAGAGAAUCCUUUUGAUAGAGAUUCUCCACCAGAAGAAAAUUUUGCUAAAUUUGAAGUGGUAGAAGAGGAAUUAAAAUCUAAACCACUUCCAGAACCAAGAGAGCGAAUCAUGAGUACAUCUACUGAAAGUAGCACACCUGAUGAUGAAGAGGAUCAUUUACCUUUAGAAGAUUUUCAUCCUCGUUAUGAAAAGGAAGGUUGGAAGUUGAUGCUGAGGCAACCCACCAAGAAGAAACUUGCUGGAAAUAGAUUCUGGAAACCUGUCUUUGUCAAAAUAGUUAAAACUAAAGAAGGGUUAGCACUCCAGUUGUUUACAGAAGAGAACCAAAAUGACCCAUUUCAAGAAUUGCCUUUACAACCAUGUUAUAUGCUAUCAGAUAUGUCAUUGCAACAAUACGAUCAAUUUGGUAAAAUUCACACUGUUAAAAUUCAGUAUGUGUUUUAUAGAGAGCGAGUAGGAAUUCGUCCAGAAAGAAUAACGCCUUCUUUUGUUAGAAAACCUAAACCCACAAUGAUUCUUGAUCAUGCCCCACAGAUGUCAGAGUUACUAAAAUUUGGAAGUUUAGAUGAAAAUGAUUUAAGGUCAUUUGUUUGGGAAGUUGAAGAUGCCUUCAUGAAGCUGGAAUCCUACAGAGAUAAAACUCUGUCUUACACUAAAGAUGAGGUGACCGCUGAAGUGUGGGAAGAAUACGUUGCUCAAAUUGAUAAAUUAGGACAUGUAAAAUAUCAUAAGGGUCGUUGUAGACUGUUUUUCUUGGCAUUUGUUACUGGUAUGCCAUGGUGUGAAUUGGGUUUAAAUGAUAAGAGACGAAAGGGAAGGGAAGUGGUGGGAAGACAUGAUAUCAUACCAGUUAAAACUGAGGAUUGGAUAAAUAUUGAAUCUCCUGAGUUUCAUUGCUCGGUUGAUCUAGAUGAGUAUGAGCGAACACAUACCAUCAAAUUUCAUCCGUUAGAUGCAUGUAAGUUUGAAUUGUGUAGGUUUCGUGUGCGACCAAAGUAUAACCGUGAACUUCCUCUUCAAGUAAGGUGCCAACAAACUCUCAAGGAUCGCCAUUUUGAAAUACGAUGUGAUAUGUUAGUGACUGGAUAUCAUGCUAAUACUAAGAAACAUGGUCAGUUUCCUUGUGAGGACAUCGAGUUACGUUUUAAUAUUCCCGAUACAUGGAUUUAUUUGUUUAAGUAUGAAAAGAGAUUUGGUUAUGGAUCUUUCAAAGCAUCUGCAAGAAAACCAGGAAAGAUAAAAGGAUUAGAAAGGAUAACUAUGAUGGCUCAAGGAUCUUUAACACCCACUUUAAUGGAAGCAUCUUCUGGAACAGCUAAGUAUGAAAAUCUGCAUCAUGCUGUUGUUUGGAGAAUCGCCAGACUCCCGGAACGAAAUCAAGGAGCAUACAAGAGUCAUCUGUUCGUGUUGAGGUUAGAUCUUGGACCACAUGAUGAAGUUCCAGAAACUUUUGAAGAAACUUGUCACGUUCAUUUUACCAUGCCAUCAAGUACCAUUUCUAAAACACAAGUCCGUUCUGUAUCGGUGGACAAUCCUAAUCCUCCGGAAAAAUGGGUUCGCUAUAUCGCUAAAUAUACAUACGAAGUCGAAAUUGAGACAUCUAUUGAGUCGUCUGAGCAGGAUGGCAGUGAUUGAUUGGAACCUUACAUUAAAUACCAGCGACUGGACAACUGAAUAAUCUCGCCUACAUUAUCUGUAAAGGUUAUUUAGGCCUAAAUUUGUGUUUUAUAUUUCACAAAAAAAGAAAAUUGUAUGAGGAAUAGUUUUUCUAAGCUGUGAUGGUACAAUUUUCAAUGUAAAAGUAGAAUAAUUCACCUCUUUACCUAUCUGUAGUAAGCUCGAAAUCCUUGCAUUAUAGAUGGGUCAGUCCGUUUAGUCAAAAGAAUUCAUUAUAAAAAAUCAUGAUAAUAAUAAUGGUGUUACAUGUACAGGUAGGUAUAGUAUUUGACUACAAAUGAAUAUUGUAUUGUAAAAAAAAAACAUAAGUUAGUUACAUGUAGGUUUAGAUUGUAGUUACACAGUGAUGUUGGCUUUUGGUUUUUUUUAGAACGUUGACAUUAACUUAAAUCAAAAUAUAAAUGGUAGUUAUUAUAUCAGUUAGAAGUUUGCAUUGAAUGUUGCAGUAUUUGUGAAAAUAAAAAUUUACCAGUGAUCUAGAAUGAUAAAUGAAUAUUUGUACAAACGGGAAUCAUUCAAUGAUAUUUCUCAGUAAAUUUGUUUUUGUAUGAAUCAAUAGUAUUAGAAUAAGUGUGUGUGAUAUAUCCUUUCACUUACAAAUAUGUAAAUAGCACUAUUAUGUUACAUACUACAAAGUACACCCAUUUAGAAUUUAGAUAGAUAUCCCCAAUACUCCUUGUAGAUAGAUGUAUGACAAGUAGAUCCUAUGCAGACUUAAAUUGAAUUAUAGAAUAGUGACAUGGAAUAUGUCUGUUUCGUUUCCAUGGUAAUAUUGAUUGACUUUUUACUAUAUAUGGCAGUUUGAGUGCCAUUUAAUAUCUAUGUGUGAUUUGUAUGUUUUAUUUGUGGUUGUGAAAAGUGUUUUUUAAACCACUUCAGUUGAUCUAAAAACAGGAAAUUAUAAUAAUCGGAUAUGCCAUGCAUUUAACACACUGCACUAAUCUGACAAUAUUUGCAUAAUUUCCAGAUCAUAAUUUGAAGAAGAUUGUCAUGUAUUUUAGGAUGUUGGUAGUUGACAUAAUAUACAUGUAUGAUGUAAAAUGUAUGCCUUUGUUGAUAUUCAGUUAAAUUCAUAAUGAUGGUAUUAUUAUAAUCUUGGUCAUAGAUCUGUUAAUAAAAUCCACCAUAAAUCUGUUGUCUUUAAAUGCAUUUAUGCAAUAUUCAAAUCAAAGUUUGUUCAUAGUUUAAUUUGAUUUAUUAUUCAAAUUUAUGCAUGAAUGUUACUUUUGUACUAUUGUCUUCACAAAGCAUCCCAUAAAAUUAAUUAAAGCCACUGGUCGUCAUUUGCAUGUUUUUGAAAUUUUACUGCUUAAUGCAUGCUACUAAAAUUGAUUACUAAAUAUUUUAUUAACAAAACAAAAUGAAUUAUCAACAAUAGAUAUUGGAUUCAGUUAGAUGGAAAUCAGGUCCAUGAAAGAUUUCUAAAACUGUAGGAAGAGCUGGCUUGCUUUGAAAAUUCCUCUCUAUAUCAUCUGCCAAAGAUGCCUAACAUUAACAAAUUUUCAAUUCACCAUAUCUUUCUAAAUACUGAACGGAAUUAAACCAUUUUUGAAUCAACAUUUCUUUUAGAGCUCCAACUUUCAGAUUAUUAUAGUUUGCAAUCUCUCAUACAAAAACAAUUUCUAUAAUAACACGCAAAUUCCUGAAUCUCUUGAUAUCCUUGAUCUUCUAAUUUUGUCUUCUCAUUUUAAACUUAGUUUGUUAAUAUUGUAUAACAUUCAUUUAUUGUGUAUUACAUGUCACAGAUGCAUGAUAUUUCUGUUUCAACAAAGUGUAGAAUUUGUUUAAUUUUAAUUUAUGUACUGUAAACAAAAGUUAAAGUCAGUUAUCUGUACAAUAACUUUGAAACUACACAUGUAAUUCUUUUUUUACAAUAGAUUGAUUCCAACUUGUUAAAGAAAUUGAAUUAAAUUCACACUUUUGUAAUCAACCAAAAUCAAAGAGGUUAUGUCAUUUUAAGUACUAGCUACGGUGUUUGAUCUUUUAAUGGAAAUUAUUAUAUUCUCAUAUUUAAGAAUGUAUUUGCAUUAUAUGUGAAAAUAUUUGAAAUAUUAUUACUGUACAUCUUAAAAAUUUAAUUGAUACUAUGAUACUAGCUGUUUUUACAAUGUAAUUCAAUAAUUAAUAUAUGUUAACAAAUUAAUUU